AUGACAAAGAGACAAACGGUGGAGGCGCUAGACAAAAGCAUGCGGGACAUAAUGGAUAGACCAGAUCUUCCAUUUGGUGGAAAAACGAUCGUAUUUGGGGGAGAUUUUAGACAAGUGCUACCUGUUGUCCAAAAGGGAACAAGAGCCCAGAUAGUAGAUGCAUCACUACGCGGGUCGGAGCUCUGGAAUUGCAUGCGUCAAUUGAAGCUUGUGCGCAACAUGAGGGCUCAAAACGACCCAUGGUUCGCAGAAUACCUACUACGCAUUGGAAAUGGAACCGAGGAGACAAAUGAUGAUGGUGAAAUACUUCUACCUACAAGUAUAUGUGUGCCAAAUAAGACGGAUGAUACCGCCUUGGAUAGACUUAUUGACAGUAUCUACCAAACGGGGAAUGCUUACCUAAAAGAUCCAGAGUACAUCACCUCAAGAGCAAUUUUAUCCACAAGGAAUGACUGCGUAGACAAGAUCAACCUAAAAAUGAUUGAUCGCUUCCAAGGGGAGGAGAUGGUGUACCACAGCUUCGAUUCAGUAGAAGACGACCCACAUAACUACUAUCCACCAGAAUUCCUAAACACCCUAACCCCAAAUGGACUGCCUCCACAUAUGCUGAAGCUCAAAAAAAAUUGUCCAAUCAUACUACUCAGGAACAUUGACCCUGCUAAUGGGCUCUGCAACGGCACCAGACUGGUCGUACGUGGAUUUCAGAAAAAUGCAAUUGAUGCAAAGAUUGUGGUAGGGCAGCACUUUGGAAUGCGAGUUUUCUUGCCUCGGAUACCAUUAUGCUCAUCUGACGACGACAUGUUCCCGUUCAGUUUUAAGAGAAAACAGUUUCCAAACAAUCAAGCUGUCAACUUCGGAGUUAGAAUUCAGGACUACUUGAUCGUCUUGAAGGAGGAUGUCUUCAUGUUCUGA
Messenger RNA from Aegilops tauschii subsp. strangulata, 912 nucleotides. RefSeq lists its product as uncharacterized. The record is from RefSeq and is a predicted model, not a curated record. Lineage: Eukaryota; Viridiplantae; Streptophyta; Magnoliopsida; Poales; Poaceae. Gene Ontology annotation, molecular function: DNA helicase activity. Gene Ontology annotation, biological process: telomere maintenance; DNA repair.